Messenger RNA from Ustilago hordei, 1770 nucleotides. RefSeq lists its product as uncharacterized. The record is from RefSeq and is a predicted model, not a curated record. The transcript has a single exon. Gene Ontology annotation, biological process: transmembrane transport. Gene Ontology annotation, molecular function: nitrate transmembrane transporter activity. Bases 1 to 1770 code for a protein of 589 amino acids. Lineage: Eukaryota; Fungi; Basidiomycota; Ustilaginomycetes; Ustilaginales; Ustilaginaceae.
AUGACCGAAACCAAAAUCUUGGGCGCUCAGCCCUCGCGCAAGCAAUCUCCUAGUCUCACCGCCUCCAAUGGCUCCAAAGUCGACCUUGAGAUCACCGAAGGCAUAUCUAGUCCUCUCGACCAACAUCCUGGAAUGGCUUCCAUGCUCCGUAUGGGCACCAGCACAGGUGGUGUCGUCACCUCUGAAGAGUACUUCACCGAAGACGAGAAAAAAAAGCAAGAGCUCAAAGACUUUGGCUAUCACAAGUUCCGUUGGUCCUCCCUCUGGCGUCCUGCUGAAAUCAACUCGCUCAAUGGCAAGUCUUUCACCUUCCCUAUCUUCAGGAUCUUGGAUACCUAUUCGAUAUCGUUCUGGCUCGCAACGCUCGGCUUCUUUGUGGCCUUCUUGAGUUGGUUUGCUUUCAGUCCUUUGGUUCCGGAGGCAGUGAAGGAAGAUUUGCAUCUUUCAAGUGUUCAGGUGACACAUUCGAACAUGGCUUCGUUGGGUGGUACGGCUAUUGUUAGGUUGAUUGCUGGUCCAGCUUCUGAUAGGUUCGGACCUAGGAAGGUCAUGGCUACACUGCUCAUCCUCGGUGCUAUUCCAUCUGGGUUGGCAGCUGUUGUUGGCAAUGCGAGCGGUCUGUAUGCUGUGAGAUUCUUCAUCAGCAUCUUGGGUGCAACCUUCGUUACCUGUCAAGCAUGGGUGUCGACGUUCUACGACAAGUCUAUUGUUGGUACUGCCAACGCCUUUUCGGGAGGUUGGGGUAACAUGGGUGGUGGUGUCACCACAGCUGCUAUGAUUGGAUUGUUCGAGAGGUACAGGGCCGCCGGUUUGUCAUCACACCUCGCUUGGCGUGUAUGUUUCCCUACACUUCCCGUGCCUUGUCUUUUGCUGGUUGCUGGUAUGAUCCUUCUCUUCGGUAAGGACCAUCCGGCAGGCAAGUGGAGCCGGCGUCAUCAGUUCAGCGGUACCGCCAUCGCCAUCGCUCAAGGAGAGAAGGUCGAGCUUGACUCCUCCGAGCGAGCCGAGUACGAAGGCACCCAAUCCACUGCCAACGAAAAGGCUCCAGCUAAGGCAGCUCACUUCCGAGAAGCCAACCCUCUCGACGCUGACAAGCGUGUCGCCACUGUCGACACUGCCCAGUCGGAGCCCCUUACUCUCGCAAGACUCCUUAUCAUCCUCAAGGACCCUCGUGUAUGGAUGUGUAUCAUGUGUUACCUCCUCACCUUUGGUCUCGAAACGGCCAUGGACGCAGCUCUUCCCGGUCUCAUCACAACUCUCUUCUCGUCCAAUACCUUCAAUGCUGUUGACGCAGCCUACGCAGCUUCGAUGUACGGCUUGCUCAACUUGUACGCUCGUCCACUUGGCGGUGUUGUCUCUGACAUCCUCUACUCCAAGUACGGUUUGCGUGGACGGGUGAUCUGGCUUCUUGCCACUUCUUUCUCGCAGGGUGUUGCUAUGAUCGGUCUCGGCUUCUACUGCAACGACAACCCAACGCUUGGCGGUGUGCUCGCGUUCAUCUUCUUCAUCGGUACCACUGGUUUCCUUGCCAACGGUGCGAACUACGGUAUCCCAGCUAUCAUUUGCCCCUCGGCCAUUGGUACUGUUUCUGGGCUUGUCGGAGCUGCAGGUAACGUAGGAGGUCUGCUCUACUUGGCUAUCUUCUUGGCUGUUCCAGGCGUGAGAAGGCAGAAGACGCUCGGAACCAAGUUCUGGAUCGCUGGUGUGGUCAACGCUGGUGCUGUGCUGCCUUUCUUUGCUGUCUUGCUUCCCGGCAAGUACGGCAUGUGA